GAUGCGACAACCAGUUGUUAGAAUAUUUUUAUCAAAGUAAAUUGGAAGUUCCUUUAAAUUAGGUGGGACCGUUAGUAGACUUCAUGGUAAAUAGGUGAAGAUAGAAUAUAUGAAGAUUCUAUUGAAAAUUUAGUAACUACUGAAGCAUACAAGAUAUUUAAGCUGUCGAGUGUAAAGUUUCAUUCUGGAGGCAGGGAAGAUAUAGAUAUAGGAAUAUUAGGGAAUGGUCGACCUUAUCCUAUUGAAUUGGUUAACCCUCACUUUGGACUGUAGAAAUAAACCUAAGAAAUUAUUAAUCAAAUAAAAUCUAAGAUCAAUUCACAAAAUGUAAAGAACAACCAUUUACAUUUACUGAUACUAAUAAUUUUUUGUAGAAUUUUAGAACUUUGAAAUAAACAAUGUAGCUUAUUAAAUAAAAAAUUUUAGUCAUAAAACUGAAAACAACAAUCAGAGUUCUACAUUGAAGGACGCAAAUGGUGAGAAAUAAGAUAAUCCAUUCGUUAUUGAUCAAAUAGAUUAAUAAGAAGUGGCUUUAGGUUUAUUUACUAAGCAGCGCCUCUACUUACAUUAAGAAAUUUAUUCACUCAGUUCAUUUCUACAGAAUGAAUGCGAUAUUCUUAAUUGA
This is a messenger RNA of Paramecium octaurelia, 625 nucleotides long. The record is from the annotation of a GenBank genome assembly. Lineage: Eukaryota; Ciliophora; Oligohymenophorea; Peniculida; Parameciidae.